AUUAAGGAUUAGAGGGGAAACACAAAUCUCAAAACAUUUUGGGAGUCAACGAAUCGUGUUCCUUUAGACUUGAGUAAAGAAGGAAACUCUCCUCUGUUUGUUUCUCUUUUGUUUUCUUCCGCGCUAGUUUGACAUCUUCUUUUAUUUCUUCUGAUCUUUCUGAACACAACACUUUCAAAUUCGAAUCGAUUCGGAUGAUUCCUGAGAUGGGUCUUUGAUAAAAAAAGAUUGAAUCUUUUGUGAAUCUUCUCUUCUGGGUUUUUUUUUUGUUUGAUCAUAGAAAGGAUACAGACGAUGGAGUCUUUUCUAGUGCAUCAUAUAGUGAUUGUGUUACUCUUCCUCUGGUUUCUCUCUUGGCUGAAUCGAUCUCACGGCUUCUUCUACUUCAUCUCUCUCAUUUAUCUCUACCUGGUUCAUGAACGCUAUGUGAUGAGAUUGAAGAGACAGUUACAGUUUGAAGAGAGGAAGCAAGCUAAUCAAAGAAGGGUUCUAACGGAUUCUGAAUCUGUGCGGUGGUUGAAUCAUGCUGUGGAGAAGAUAUGGCCUAUAUGCAUGGAACAGAUUGCGUCUGAGAAGAUUCUUGGUCCUAUCAUACCUUGGUUCUUAGACAAGUAUAGACCCUGGACUGCGAAAAAAGCUGUGAUUCAGCACCUUUACAUGGGCAAAAAACCGCCACUGUUGACUGAUAUUAGGGUCCUUCGCCAAUCCAAGGGUGAUGAUCACUUGGUACUGGAACUUGGAAUGAAUUUUCUAGCAGCAGAUGAUAUGAGUGCGAUACUUGCUGUGAAGUUAAGGAAAAGGCUUGGUUUUGGGAUGUGGACAAAGUUGCAUUUGACGGGAAUGCAGGUCGAAGGAAAGGUGUUGGUUGGAGUGAAGUUCCUUCGUCGAUGGCCUUUCUUGGGGCGUUUACGUGUGUGCUUUGCAGAGCCUCCUUAUUUCCAGAUGACUGUUAAACCAAUCUUCACUCACGGCCUUGAUGUUGCUGUACUUCCAGGCAUCGCAGGAUGGCUAGACAAGCUUCUUUCUAUCGCAUUUGAACAGACCCUUGUUCAGCCGAACAUGCUGGUUGUUGACAUGGAGAAGUUUGUUAGCCCAAAGCCAGAGAAUUGGUUCUUUGUUGAUGAGAAAGAACCAGUUGCUCACGUCUUAGUUGAAGUCGUUGAAGCGUCAGAUGUUAAACCAUCUGAUCUGAAUGGUUUGGCUGAUCCUUAUGUGAGAGGGAAACUCGGUGCUUACCGAUUCAAAACAGACAUAAAGAGGAAAACAUUGUCCCCAACAUGGCAAGAAGAGUUUAAGAUACCAAUCUUUACAUGGGACUCUCCAAGUAUACUUAACGUUGAAGUUAAAGACAAAGAUCGUUUUGUUGAUGAUAACCUUGGUGCAUGUUCUGUGAACAUUGGAGAGUUUAGAGGCGGCCAAAGAAACGAUAUGUGGUUGCCUCUUCAGAACAUCAAAAUGGGAAGGCUUCAUCUCGCUAUAACCGUAAUCGAGGACAGUGAAAAGUGGAGUGAGGAUCCCUUCAAAGGAGUGAAGCUAAGCAAGGAAGACAUCCAGACUUCUUUUGCCUCUGAUACAACAAACAAAGGCUCUUUCACUUCAGUGAGUUCCGAAAAGGCUUCAAGCGUUGCAGACAACGUUGAGCCUAUCAACAUUAAAGGGCAAGAAGAUACCGGAAUCUGGGUGCAAAGACCUGGACCUGAAGUCUCGCAGAUUUGGGAACCAAGGAAAGGCAAGAGCAGACGUGUUGAUAACCAAGUGCAAAGAGUUUCUAACAAUGGAUCACCAAACAACGAAACUAGCAGCAGCACCGAUGAGAAUCAAGAGGGAUCAAGAAACCCAAUGAAGUCUGUUGGUAGAGGGCUGAGGAAAAUAGGGUCAGUGUUUAACAGGAACAACAACAAAAAAGAUGAUUUGUCAAUAGGGAGCAUUGAAGAGGAGUCACAUUGUCAGUCUCCUCGGAUCAAUGUGAAGGCAAUGAACCAAAAGGAUGUUGGAGUUAAGUACAUCGUCGAUGACAAUCUCUCUGGUCCUCUUACAGGGAAGAGUGUGGAAAGUGAGAGCAUGAAUGGAGAGGAGAAUCACGGUAAGGGUCAUAUGAAGGAUGUUGCAAAGAGCUUUCUGAAACAAGCUGAGAAAUCUGCAAAGCAGUUUAAGCAUGUGUUUUCGCUUAAAGGAAUCAAGAAAGCAAGAGAUGGGCAACAAGAGAUCAUUCCUGAGUCUGAUUCUGUAACUGAUUCUGAUUCUUCUUCUGACGACGAUGAUGAUGAGUACACCUGUGUACAGAAGGUGGGAACGGUGGCAGGAACACCGAGAGGUCUUACACGCGAGGGGAAUAUUGUUAGAACAGGAGAUGAGGAUCAUUUAGACACGAAUAAGACAUUAGCAGAAGAAGCCAAGGAAGAUCCAAGUGCUGAUAUUGCAGACAGCUCGAGGGAUGCUGAAGCUAAAGAGGAGAAAGUAGAGGAAGCAGACUCGGAAACCACAGGUGUGGACGUCGCCAUGAACGCUAAAACUGAAGAUGAGCAAGUAGUGACGGCUAAGAACAUCGAAGGGGAAGAAAAAGAAGUAUCAGAAGUAAAACUGUAAAAACCUUUAUGCAUGUUUUUGUUGAUGUAUCUAAACAUAUAUCUCUGUUUAUUGGUUACAAAACUUAAAACCAAAGGGAGGAUAUUGACUCUGCACAUUGAUUCCCUUCUAAGAGAUAAAAGAUGUUUGAUUAUAUG
Brassica rapa (field mustard) is the source of this 2723-nucleotide messenger RNA. RefSeq names its product C2 domain-containing protein At1g53590. Gene Ontology annotation, molecular function: lipid binding. NCBI's taxonomy places the organism in Eukaryota, Viridiplantae, Streptophyta, Magnoliopsida, Brassicales, Brassicaceae. The record is from RefSeq and is a predicted model, not a curated record.